Molecule: messenger RNA, 477 nt
Organism: Echinostoma caproni
Lineage: Eukaryota; Metazoa; Platyhelminthes; Trematoda; Plagiorchiida; Echinostomatidae
Source: the annotation of a GenBank genome assembly
AUGGGACAGGUUGAACUGUUUGCCGGUCCCCGAAUGCUAGGCCUCGGGGACAGUCUGAACAUGAGACUGAAUCCUGCGCCCAAUCUGUCUCAUGAAUAUGGCGAUUUGCAAUGCACUGUGGAGCUGGUGGACAAUGUGAAUGAGGCAAUUGAAUUCAUCGCGCACCACGGCAGCGCGCACACCGAAUCCAUUGUGACGGAAGACGUGAAAACGGCUGAAGAAUUUCUUCAGAAAGUUGACAGUGCAUGCGUGUUUCAUAAUGCCAGUACACGAUUCGCAGACGGAUACCGGUUUGGACUUGGUGCCGAAGUCGGAAUCAAUACCGGUCGUAUACAUGCACGCGGUCCGGUCGGAAUCGAGGGUUUGCUCACCACCAAAUGGGUUCUUCGUGGAAACGGUCAGGCGGUGAGUGAUUUUAGCUCAGGAAAGCAAACGUACGUGCACGAAAAGAUCCCGGUGGACACGCGGUGCUCAUAA